Messenger RNA from Trypanosoma brucei brucei TREU927, 1935 nucleotides. RefSeq lists its product as hypothetical. The coding region runs from base 1 to 1935 and encodes 644 amino acids. The record is from RefSeq and is a predicted model, not a curated record. The transcript has a single exon. Lineage: Eukaryota; Euglenozoa; Kinetoplastea; Trypanosomatida; Trypanosomatidae.
AUGAGCGGAUAUGGCGAAUCUAUGCAUUCACUAAGAGAACCCGUUUCACCCUGCCCACGCCGCAGGUCUCUGGCGUCCACCCCUUUGGAAAGGCAGCGCUCGUACUCGCGCGGGGGCAUGGUGGGUUCGCCGGUCCCUGAUGAUAUGUCUUUUACGCUGUCGCCGCUACCGUAUUUCCCCAAACGGACCCGUAGUGUUACAUUUGAAGAAAGCGAUGAAGUCCCUGUACGUGAGGAGCGACCAUACUACUCAUGGGACGACCGACACGGUUUGUCGGACAAGCGAGGAUUCGACGAUAAUGGCGCAGCAGUAGCGGUACGAGACGGUGGGGAGGAAUGCCAUUAUGCUCGCAGUGGCGCUGCUGGGAGGCGUGAGGAGGGGGAUCAACGGUACCGUCCGUUUGUUGUGGCAGGCACAACAUUUAAAAUCCCACGCUCACGUUCUCAAAGUCGCCAACACCGCGAAGCUGAAGAAAAAUUGGCGAUGUCGACCUUUUCCUAUCCUGAAAUAAGGAAGGUGGAGGACUUCUGUACUCAACUAUUAAGGCCCUUAGAGGAAAAUGAGCCACCGCAGCGAGAGGGGUAUAGAGGUGCCCAUACAAAUGAAGGAGUUAAUGCUGGAAAUGAUGCGGGCCAACCACCAGAGAUUACUCCUAUCCGGAAAGCAAAAGCGACACUCAAGUCUGGGUUAAAGACCGAUUACGUGAGUCGUGCUAAUUGUGACUUACAGAGAACAGUCGCUGAUCAUUUGCCUCGCAGGAGGGGACGCUCAAAUAAAAGAGAAGCUUCCAGGCCGAAGGAAGAAGAAUCUGGAGAGGAAGGGUACUCCAUGGAGGCAAGCGUGGCACCGCAUGAAGCGAAACAAAAGACCACCAGAUGUGUAACUACUGCAACUCCACAGUGUGGUGUCGGUGUAGGGGGCGCUUCGCGAAGGCGCACGCGGUGCGAGUCAGUGGAGGAAGGUGUUGUGCAUUCCACUACCCAAAAAUGCAUUCAUGUGAUAGAUAUCCACAACGCGGAGGAGGAAAUCAAAUCCCUUCCAACGGAAAUUACGGCCACUGUGAGUUGCGUUGUGAAGGGGCUGCUGGACGACCUUUCCAACCAGAGUUUCCCUAUUAUAAUUAAACCGUGCAAGAGCGGGGGACUGAAGCAAGUGGAGGUUCAUUUGGUUGAUGGAAUGGGUGACGAGGAACAUGGGGACUGGAUGCCGCAAAGGGUUGUGGCAAGUGCUCCGCAAAACCGUAAAAGGGCGCCACAGAAACGUGCAGCCGAAAGGUCUGUUCCGUCAGUCAGUUGUAAGAAAGAGUCAUCCGCCACACCUCUUGUUGCGCCUGAGGUUGUCCCUGUAGCAAAAAGAAGUCUUCCGCGUCCUGCUGCGCCUCCACUGAUUGAUGAGUUGAAUGGGGGUGAAGAGCCGGUGCUACUUCGCCGGUCUGGAACUAUGCAGAAACGGCCUGCUCGCUCCGUUUCCUACAUUUCAGUCGAUACCGAUGACAUGGCAGAGGCAAACGAAACUUCCGCCACUGUGCGACGACCACAAUCGGCUCCCAAAAGCACAACCACCACAACACGAAGGUGUCGCAAAGCAUCUGCCACCGCAGUGGAAGCCCCAACGUGUCAUCCACCGCUCAGUAACGUUACUCACAGCUCCCCGAUCCCGCCGGACCCAUUUUUGGCUACAGAAGAGGAUCUCGAAUCCAUUGUUGAGGAGCCUGUCACUCUCCGCCGGAACGGGCACCUCAACAAACCCACCUCUGAUUGGAAUAGCUUCGCUAAUGACGACUCCGACGUAUUAGACAAUUUUCUUGUGAAGUUCGUUCCAGAAAAUGCUGGUUUAAUGCUUGCAAGAGCUAACAUAUGCACGAGGAAGGGGCGUAGAAAAACCAGAGGAGCGGCGUUGAGCCUCCCCCCAAGUAUUGGGGGGAGAACGCGGUGA